AUGUCGUUCACUCUAACGCUCCGCGCAGGCCCCGCCCGCCUAGCGUCGCGGCUGCCGCAGAUCGUGAAAACCUCCACCACCAGCCCUUCGACCGCAAUCCGCGCCUUCCACAACGCAACGCCUAAGAAUGCCUUCUUCACGGCGCGCACAGCGUCGCUCGCCGCUCGCACAAACACAAAGACAUCAAGCAGUAGCAACGUGCUGGCGCGCGUGAAAGGCGCCGCGCGCAGCUACCAACAGCAGGCGUACGCAGACCCGGCGGCGCGGCGCGGCGAGCUGAUCCGCAAGCUGGUUGUCGGCGGCGCCAUCUUCGGCGGCACGCUGGUGGCGGUUAACGUCAUGUUCAACCGUGAGACGCGCGAAGACGGCGGCAUGCCGCUGUUCGAGCGCCAGUACCUCAACAACACGUUCCUGCACACGGGCCUCGGCGUCGGCAUCAUCGGCGUGUCGGCCUACCGCAUGGUCACGUCGGGCUUCGUCUACCGCCUGAUGGCCACUAACCCCUGGGCCAUUGGCAUUGGCGGCAUUGCCCUCAGCAUUGGCAGCAUGAUUGCCACGCGGUCCAUUGACCCCGACAACUAUGUUCCCAAGUAUGCCUUCUGGACGGCCUUCAACGUGACCCAAGCCGCCAUUGUCGCCCCCCUCAUGGCGAUGGCUGCUCCCGCUCUUCUCGCUCGCGCCGGCCUGUACACGGUCGCCAUGAUGGGCGCUAUCUCAUUCGUUGGUGCCACCGCCAAGCAGGAGAAGUACCUUUACAUUGGUGGUCCUCUGCUCGCUGGUGCCGCAAUCGUUGCCGUGUCUGGCUUCGCGCCUCUGAUUAUCCCGGCCACGGCCAUCCGCACCCUGGCCCUUACCGAGAACCUCUGGUUGUAUGGUGGUCUCGCCGUGUUUGGCGGCUUCACGCUCUACGACGUGCAGAAGGUAUUGCACCAUGCUCGCCUCGCGGAGCGCGGACUGAUCAAGAGGGAUCCCGUGAACGAGAGCAUCAGCCUUGAGCUGGACUUUCUGAACAUCUGGGUUCGCAUGGUGCAGAUCUUGAUGAUGCAGCAAAGGAGGAAGUAG
Molecule: messenger RNA, 1062 nt
Organism: Lasiosphaeria miniovina
Lineage: Eukaryota; Fungi; Ascomycota; Sordariomycetes; Sordariales; Lasiosphaeriaceae
Product: inhibitor of apoptosis-promoting Bax1-domain-containing protein
Exons: 2
Coding region: 1-1062 (353 amino acids)
Cellular component (GO): mitochondrial inner membrane
Source: RefSeq, a predicted model, not a curated record